Cololabis saira (Pacific saury) is the source of this 2050-nucleotide messenger RNA. RefSeq names its product E3 ubiquitin-protein ligase TRIM35-like. Gene Ontology annotation, biological process: protein ubiquitination. The record is from RefSeq and is a predicted model, not a curated record. Gene Ontology annotation, molecular function: ubiquitin-protein transferase activity; zinc ion binding; protein binding. Lineage: Eukaryota; Metazoa; Chordata; Actinopteri; Beloniformes; Belonidae. The transcript has a single exon. The coding region runs from base 1 to 1425 and encodes 474 amino acids.
AUGGCCUCCAGCUCGGAUGACGACCUCUCGUGUCCCGUUUGCCAGGACAUUUUCAAAGACCCGGUCGUUCUGUCGUGCAGCCACAGCUUCUGCCGGGCCUGCCUCCAGUCGUGGUGGGCGGAGAAGGAAACACGACCGUGUCCAUGUUGCAAGAGGAAGUCAUCGAAGAGCGACCCUCCUCGCAACCUGGCGCUGAAGAACCUGUGUGAGGCCUUUCUGAGGGACGGGGAGCGGCGGGCGGCAGCAGGGUCCGAGCACAUGUGCAGCCUGCAUGGUGAGAAGCUCAAGAUCUUCUGUCUGGACCACCAGGAGCCGGUCUGCUUGGUCUGCCGGGACUCCAGGACUCACAGCAACCACCGGUUCAGACCCAUCGACGAGGCCGCCCAGGACCUCCGCCAGGAGCUGCAGAGAGACCUGUCACCCCUCCGGGAGAAACUGACGAUCUUCCAGCAGGUGACGGGGGACUGCAUCUCCACGGCAGACUACCUCCCGGUCCAGGCCCGGGAAACCGAGAACAAGAUCCGACAGGAGUUUCAGACGCUUCACCAGUUCCUGGAAGAAGAAGAGAAGGCGAGGGUGGAGGCUCUGUGGGAGGAGGAGGAGCAGAAGAGUCGGGCGAUGAAGGAUAAGGUGGAGGCUCUGACCCGGGACAUGACCGCUCUUUCAGACACGAUCAGAGCGACGGAGACAGAGCUGAGAGCCGGAGACGUCUCGCUGCUGCUCAGCCACAAGGUGGCGACCAGGAGGGUCAAGCAGGGCCCGGUUCUGCAGGACCCGGAGCCGGUUCCAGGGGCUUUGAUAGAUGUGGCCAAACAUCUGGGCAACCUGACCUACAACAUCUGGAAUAACAUGAAGAACAUGUUGGGCUACAGUCCCGUGAUCCUGGAUCCAAACACCGCCGACCAAGAGCUCGUCGUGUCUGACGACCUGCUGAACGUCAAAUUCAUGGGGUCGCGAGAUCUGCCGAGCAACCCGGAGAGGACCAGGUUACCCGGCACCAUCCUGGGCUCUGAGGGGGUGAAGUCAGGGAUUCAUACUUGGAUAGUGGAUGUUGGAGGCAACGCAGACUGGGAGGUGGGAAUGCUGGAAGACGAUGGUGGCGACACAGCGGAGCAGCGGCGGUGGAGGAUUUCACUCAAGGACGGUAGAUACAAGGCUUUGGCUGGAUCGGGCUCGGAGCAAGACCUGCAGGUGGGGGAGCCCCACAAGAUCAUAGUUCAUCUGGACUUCGAGGAGGGGGAGCUGUCGUUCUUGGAUCUUGAAACAGAACCAGUCAUGCACACCUUCACGCACACGUUCACGGGCGCGCUGUUUCCUUACAUGUACACCCGGAGCUCAGACCCACUGGAGAUCCUGACAUUCAAGACUUCCGUGACAAUACGAAGUUGGGCAGGUCAGGUGCGGGGACCAGACCCUGAACCCUGAGGCGAGUCAACAUCCCCUGGAAGGUCGUAUCAUCGUCCGCCUCAUUUGCAUUUGACAUUCUUGUCGGACUUGUGGACUUGUGGACUCUGACUGGGACUCGUUCAGCUCCAGCGUGUCUCAGCGUUUCAGUUCCAGAUUAAAAUGUUGGCUGAUCUGUGAAUGUGAAUCCAGGAAAGAUGCUUCUGGAUUAUGAUCUAACAGUAACUCAUGAUGAUUGAUAAUGAUGAUUGAUCAUGUGACUGGUGACGGGACCGUUGUCUCAGACAAUCCUGUAAAUAUUGAUGACUGGUGUGUGACAAGCAAAGCUAUGUAGAAAUACCACGUCUGACCUCAUGGGGGCCGCGAUCACGAGAAUGUUCACGUAUCAGACGAAGUCGUGUUACAAGACAGGUCGGACCAGACGAGAGCUAGAAAAGCCUGUUUCCUUGUUUCCUCGUUUCCUUGUUUCCUCAUUUCCUUGUUUCCUCGUAUGUGCCACGUUGGAAGUGAGAGAAAGAACAGGUCUGGGAGGACAGACGGGACACGCCCGCUUGGCUGACCCGACUGGUUCCCAUGGAAACACGUAACUAUCAGAGCUACCCUGGGACAAAGGUUGGGUUGCAGUCGGUCAGCGGCAGGGGCGUCA